This is a messenger RNA of Rhea pennata, 435 nucleotides long. It is a transcript of the gene ARMH2, whose product is annotated as armadillo like helical domain containing 2. The transcript has 2 exons. The record is from RefSeq and is a predicted model, not a curated record. Lineage: Eukaryota; Metazoa; Chordata; Aves; Rheiformes; Rheidae. The coding region runs from base 1 to 435 and encodes 144 amino acids.
AUGUUGUCUAUUACAGGUGGGACAAAUGCUGCAAUAUGUGCAUCAGAAUAUAUGCAGGACUUGUGUGAUAUAUUUUGCACACAAUCCAUUUCAACAAAAGUGAGGAUCCAAGCACUCCAAGGACUGUCUUGUAUUUGUUAUAUAAAUCCCAACAAUCAAAGAAAGGCAAAAGAUUUAAAUCUAAUAAACAUUCUUCUUGACCAUCUGGGUGAAGAGCAAGAGCUAACUUCAGAUAAUGCAUCCAUUACAAUCCAAUUUUGGAUCUGCUAUCUGCUGACAGUUCUUUGUUCUACCAACAUCCCCUGUAUCAUAGAAGUUCACAAAAUAGGAGGUGAAAAGCUGGAAAGGAAGCUGAAAUUGCUGUCUCAUAUGGAUUGGUUUGGCUGGCAAGAUAAUUAUGCAGCAGUGCUUUUUUCCCUUUUAGGGCAUCUGUAG